UACACAACAUAUUACCCGGUUCAACUCCUGUUGAAGCCAGCUUAUAAAUGUUGGACGAGAUUUUAGAAAACGUUUUACUACCAUAAGACACCAUGGCCGCUUUUCCCGGUCAUACAUUUCAGUCACAGCACAGUUCUACGGAUCAGAUCCGCGGGCUGCAGAACGCGAUCCAAGAAAACACUCGCCUCCUGGCCGAGGUCAAGCGAAAGAGACUUUGCACUGAAGAAGAGAUCAUUCGAUGUAGAGCAGAAACCGUGCGGAGAGUGAAUCUGAUGAUUGAAAAAGGUGAUGUUGUCGAUGAGUUGGUGCAACUGGGUCGUCUUCUGCAAGAGGAAAAGCACCUUUCUGAACAACUGAAUGGACAAGACUCUGUGGAAAGAGAUCAAAAUAAUGACUUGCAGGAAAGGAGUGAGCGCAUCACAAAAAAAGCGGAAAGCCUUGCUGCUGAAAUUCGGGAGGUGAAAGAGCAACUGGCAGAGACUAAGGCCCGUAAUAUGGCUGGUCAAAGCGGUCCAGAACAUGACGUCAGGAGCCGAGUACCGCUCCAUCUUCCACCUGUGCCCAAACGAUGAGGCUCUGAACGGGCUGAGGGAGGUCAAGUCCUUCCUGAGGCCGCCUGGAGACACCGACCCGGCCCCACACGAGGCGGAGGACAAAUCCCCAGAGGAUGACAGACAUCGGGAGUCCAGCCUGGUCCGAGAGGUCUCGGACAAGAUGCUCUGCACCGCCUGCAAAAGCUCUUUCGUCACUCGCGAGGAACAGACGGAGCACUACAAGCUGGACUGGCAUCGUUUCAACCUGAGACUAAAGAUUUCUGGAAUGCCGCCGGUCACAGCCGAGGAGUUUGAAAGGAAGACCGGAGCUGGAGACAUGUCCAGCAUCUCGGGCUCCGAGUCGGAUUCGGAGGAGGAGGACGACGACUCCGACAGCGAGAGCAGGGGGACAAGCAGCAACGUUCCGGGCACCGCCAACGACAGCUCAGCCGGACGCGGUUCGCUCGCCGGGCGGCAUUGCAACAAAGUGGUUUUUCAGAACUCGGCCGAACAAUAUCUUUCGGUGUACCGCUGCAUCCUACGGGGGCAGGCGGACGUUGAGCAAGACGCAGGAUCGUCCCUGAGAGCCAUAAGUCAGCAGACCGUGUGGGUCAUUCUCAUGACAGGUGGAGGCCACUUUGCUGGCGCCGUGUUCCAAGGAAAAGAAGUCCUUCAGCACAAGACCUUCCAUCGAUACACGGUGCGAGCGAAGCGGGGAACCGCUCAAGGACUCCGAGACGCUCAGAACCGCGGCCACGCGCCAAAAUCCGCUGGAGCUGCUCUGAGGCGAUACAAUGAAGGAGCGCUAGUGAAGGACAUUCAGGAUCUUCUGGUCAGCUGGGCCGAACACCUGAAGGAAGCCUCUGCCAUAUUUGUGCGAGCGCCGAGCUACAAUAAAAGCAUCUUUUUCGGGGGUCGUGCAGCUCCGUUUGAAAAAAAAGAUCGCAGGAUCCACGCAAUCCCCUUUCCCACGCGCAGGGCGACCUUUCGGGAGGCUCGGCGGGUACACGAGGUGCUUUCCACUGUCCAUGUUUAUGGGAAAGACACGGACAUGUCUGCGGUCUUUGCUCCAUCUAAGAAGGCCUGGAAGAAAUCUGCCAGACCCACGACACAAACGGAUGCAGAUCAAGACAAAGCAGAUAAAAAUCCCGAAAGCUCUGGUGAAGAAGAAGUUGGAGACAUCCAGCUGGAGAUGGAGGAGCUUACAAUAGGAACGCUCAACCUCAGGGAGUUUGAAAUCUAUCCCCCCAGGCACAGGAGGAGGAGGAGGAGGAAGAAGGAGCAAGAGGAGGAGGAAUCCAAACUGCAAACAGAGGAAUUGAGUCAAACAGAAGCGGACGAUCAAGAAGAAGUGCUCGAGGCUACCCCAGAAGAAGAUGCCCCCCGAGAGACCCAGUCUAAGCCCAAGACGAGGAAGAAAGCGCCGAGCAAGAAGCAACCAGAAGUGUCUCUAGAAACCGUCGACGCGUCGCACGAGUACGGCCUGAGGGACAAAGCGUUCACGGCCUGUAAGGUCGGGGAUGUGGACGCCCUGCGCGGACUCCUUCAGCCGCCGGGGGAAGCGCCGCAGAGCGGCGAGCGGUCGGAGAGCGCCCCUUCUGAUGUGCCGAGUCCUCCGCCGCUCCUCAAUGAGCCCAUAGACUCGUCGGGGUUCACGUUGCUGCACGUUGCCUCAGCUGCUGCACAAAAGGCCGCGGUCAGGCUGCUCCUGGAUGGAGGAGCGGACCCAGCGUGCAGGGAUAACAAAGGACAGACGCCUUAUGUUGUCUGUCCCGACAAAGAGACGAGGAAUGUCUUCCGUAAAUACAUGGCCGAGAAUCCCGACAAAUAUGACUACAUCAAGGCACAGGUCCCUGCGCCCCUGACGGCAGAGCUUGAAUCCAAAAAGACGGAGAAGAAAAAGGCCCAAAAAGCUUUAAAAAGACAGCGUGAAAAAGAGCAGAAGGAGGAAAAAAGGAAACGAGAGUUGGAGGAAGAGGAAAAGAAGAAGUUUGCGUCUCUAACUGACCGUGAAAAGAGAGCUCUGGCAGCAGAGAGGAGGUUAGCCGAGCAAGUAGCUAAUGUCAAGAGGUGCUGGAUGUGUGGAGAGUCCUUGCUGGGGAAGAUCCCCUUUCAGUACCUGGAGUAUUCCUUCUGCACCCCUCGCUGUGUCCAAGCACAUCGAAAAGCCCGCGCUCCUCCAGGCCGGACCUGACACCCGCACGGGGGCAGAAGUCAGCCAACAAUAAGACUUUGACGAAAUGGACAAAGGGUAAUGCAGAGAAGAUUAUCCUUCCCUCUUUUAUAACAACUAAGAAUAAUGAAAGAUUGAAGCGACCUGAUCUUGGGCAGCCUUGAUGGAGUCUCAAUAUGGACGUGUCUUGCCAAUGUGCUGGUUUCAAUUCAACUCAAAUCAAGGAUUUAAAAUUGUAUUUUUAUUAUGUCAGAUGUUCAAGACAACUGGUAAAAUCAAACAUAUUAAACACAAAUGUAUAAUUUAUUUACAAUAGCGACAACUAUGGAAAAGGUAAAUAAGCAAAUGUCUUUUUAAAAAACAAACUAAGACUUCUCAUUGUAACUUAUUUCCAAAGGCAUCAGUGUAUGUUCAACCAUGAAGACAAAAUCAUGACCAAUUGGCUGCUGCUUUUAAAGCAUUUGGCCUUGGAUCGUUAUGAUUAUGAAUGGGCAAUAAAUUACACUGGCACUGAAA
Messenger RNA from Gasterosteus aculeatus aculeatus (three-spined stickleback), 3222 nucleotides. The record is from RefSeq and is a predicted model, not a curated record. Lineage: Eukaryota; Metazoa; Chordata; Actinopteri; Perciformes; Gasterosteidae.